GCAUGCCAUGGUAACAAUUGUUUUUUUUUGCUUAUGGUAUUGAUAUAAUAUUUUAUAUAGGUCGUACAACUAUUGUAAUUGCUCAUCGUUUAAGUACAAUUCAAAAUGCUCAUCAAAUAUAUGUAUUAGAAAAAGGAAGUGUAAUUGAACAAGGUACACAUGAAACAUUGAUGGUAAAAGAAGGAGGCAAAUAUCAAGCAAUGGUCAAACGUCAACAAAUGGAAGGAAUUUACGACGAUCAAGAUAAUAUGAUGACAUGUAUACUUAAUGGAGCAGCUCAACCAUUGUUUGCAUUUUUACUUGUCAAAAUAGUUGAAGCUUUCAAAUAUUGUUCAAUCUCAGAACGACGUCAUCACAUAGUGCUUACUAGUUUUCUUUUUUUACUUUUGGGUGUUGGUUUAUUUAUUCUUCGUUUCUUCCAGUAUACAGCUUUUGCCAUAUCAGGAUCAAAAUUGACGCAACGUAUUCGUUCGAAAGCUUUUGCAUGUCUUCUUCGUCAAGAAGUUGCUUAUUUUGAUCGACCCGAAAAUAGUUCUGGUGCAAUUUGUACUCGUCUUUCUUCUCAUGCAUCAGCUAUUCAAGAGAUGACUGGUACACGAUUAGGAGUUAUCUGUGAACUUGCUAUUGAAGUUCUCCACAAUAUGCGUACAAUAAAACAGUUAUCAAUAGAAAAGGAAAUAUUACGACAAUAUUCUGAACUUAUUCAUAAACUAUUUAUAUCAUCUUGGAAACCUUUAUUACUAUCUUCAAUGAUAUCUAGUGUAUUUUGGACACUAGAUGGAUUUGCUAUAGCAUUUCUGUAUUGGCGUGCUCUCAUCCUUAUUGAAAAGAAUGAACUCACCUCAAAUCACAUUAUGACGAUGUUUGCGUUGAUUGUUUUUACAAUACAAGCACUAAAAGUCCUCGGGAUGACAUCUAUCCGUGUUGCUGCAUCAAUUUCAGCUGCUGAAGCAUUUUUUGAUUUAUUUGAUCGAAAACCAGCUAUCGAUAAUACAUCUACUGAAGGACAAGAAUUAGUUGAUUUUCAUGGAGAGAUCAAAUUUGAUCAAGUCAAAUUUAUCUAUCCAACUCGAUCAACAGCUAUAAUUCUUGAUACAUUCCAAUUGAAUAUCAAGCCAAGUAAGUGUGAUAAUUUUCGAUUUAAUCAUUUGUUUUACAUUUUUAUUCACUGAUAAGGUCAGCAUGUAGCUCUAGUUGGUAUGUUUCAAUUAGAUGUUUAUUCUUUUGAAUGUUAAUCACGUAAUAUGAUCAAUAUAGGUAGAUCUGGAUGUGGAAAAUCAACAAUUAUUCAACUAUUGGAACGAUUC
Molecule: messenger RNA, 1307 nt
Organism: Rotaria sordida
Lineage: Eukaryota; Metazoa; Rotifera; Eurotatoria; Philodinida; Philodinidae
Source: the annotation of a GenBank genome assembly